Paraglomus brasilianum is the source of this 1329-nucleotide messenger RNA. Lineage: Eukaryota; Fungi; Glomeromycota; Glomeromycetes; Paraglomerales; Paraglomeraceae. The record is from the annotation of a GenBank genome assembly.
AUGAUUACCCCACACUUUUCAAUUACCCAAGAUGAUAACUUUGUCGUAAUUACAAUACAUGCUCCUUACGUUAGAGCACAAGACGUAGAACUCGAUGUUGACGGAUCACAAUUCAGGUUUUAUCUAAAGCCAUAUUACUUACGUCUGCAACUUCCUGGAAAUGUCAUCGAAGAUACUCGCGCUUCAGCACUCUACGAUGUAGCAUCGGGGAAUAUGACAGUCAAACUUCCUAAAGAAACGCCUGGAGAAUAUUUUCCAGAUCUUGAUCUCUUGACAAAAUUAUUGGCUCGCAGUGUUGCUAGCUCGAAUGGUGGACAUCUAAUAGAAGUUGUUGGCGAGAAUAAUGAUGCCUUAACGGAUGCAGAGAUUGAAGAAGCUAUCGAAUAUUCUUGGGAGCUUCCACAGAAGGUUGCCGAUGCUCCAGAAAUACUCCUGAACGCGCAAUAUGGAUUCAGUGGAUCGUAUUCAGGAUACUUUACUCACGUGCAAGAAACAUGUAAUGAAAUUAACGAAGUAAUAGAUCCCGAGACGUCAACGCCUUUGUCAAGGCGGCAGAAUAGAAUACAAGCAGAAGAUUUGAAGUUUGAUGAAGAUCAUUAUAUCGCAGAUCUGUUAAACAAUGAACCGAUAUUAAACCUUCUAAAAUAUAAAACUCAUUGGUGGAAAACAUUAAAGAGAUUACAAAAAAAUGAUAAGGAUGUGCCAAAAGAAUCGGAUAGUGUAAUCAACGAAAAUGAGAAAUUACAUAGUGUGAAAGACCCCGAGCUGGAAUUCACAUCACGUGAGCGUGAAAUGAUGCUUAGGCUGCCUAACAAAGAAUAUCUUCUAAAUGACCCGAAAGCGAUUUACUUGGGAUUAGUAGAUCUUCUAUUCGCAUACAGCUAUAACCAUAGAUUUACUGAAGGAGAGAAUACCAUAGAGUCAGCUUGGACUAUAGGCAAAAUUAGUCCCACAAUAUCGUCGUUAGAGCAAUUUUCAACGUUAAGGGAGACUGUAAUUGCUCUUUUUCGUCGUUCCUUGUCAUAUCCACUCUAUCGAAGUUUUAUACUUUGCGAAAAAGUAUUGCAAGAUGUCUAUGUGCUAUUGAAAUUGGGAAGACGUGCAAUUAUAAAAGUACUUUUGGACAUCAAGGAUACAUUCGAUAAUCAUGACGUUUAUUAUAUCUAUUCCAAGGUUUGGCUGGAUGACUACUGUGUUUGGUGUAUGAAGGCCAGUGAUAAACACAUAAGAUCUUUGGCACGUGAGUUGCAUCAUUUCAAAAUUGAGAAGGCAGAGAUUGGGUUUGAGUUGGAAAAUCUCGAGCAAUUAUCUCAAGAGGCUGACAUAUAG